Dama dama (fallow deer) is the source of this 1880-nucleotide messenger RNA. RefSeq names its product centromere protein U-like. The record is from RefSeq and is a predicted model, not a curated record. NCBI's taxonomy places the organism in Eukaryota, Metazoa, Chordata, Mammalia, Artiodactyla, Cervidae. Gene Ontology annotation, cellular component: nucleus. The coding region runs from base 1 to 1476 and encodes 491 amino acids. The transcript has 3 exons.
AUGCAGCCAAACCAGCAGACAGCAUUUUGGUGUCGGGAGGUGUGGCCAGACACAUCACCUGGCUUUGCUGGAAUCCAACAUAAACCCAUUGAGCAAGCUGAUCCUAAAAAUCGUGGUCUUCAAGGAAACAAGGAAAUUCACAGGAAGUCUACUGAGAAGGGGCUGGAGAUACUAGUUCACCAUGGUGUGGACAAUUCUGUUGAACAAGUAAGGCAAAGGCGGCAAGAGCGGUGGGCUGGAACGGAUCGGCCGCGGCCCGCGCGGCUGUCGCAUGCGAGAUUUUCGAAGAACCAUGCAGGAAGAACACAUUCCGUGAAAGAUAAAGCUGGCCAGACGCACAAGCCUCUGGAUGUAUUUGAGUUUCCUGAUGAUUCUCAGUUCUCAAGCCUCAGCAGGCUGGGCGAAAAUGAGAAAGAUGAAGAAUCCUAUGAAAGCUUUGACCCUCCUCUACACAGCACGGCUAUAUAUGCUGAUGAGGAAGAAUUCUCCAAGCACUGCGGGUCACAUCUCCCCUCAAUUCCUCAAGAAAAAGAAGCAGAGAGAAGUUCGGACACUUUUGAAAUUGAAGCAAGUGAAAACGAGUCUAUAAAGAUUAGUGCCAAAAAGCCAACAAGAAAACUCAAGCCCAUCAGUGACGAAUCUGAAAGCCCUGAAGAAAGUGAUGUAAGGAGAAAAGUUAAACCCACAGAGAACAUAAAUACACGGCAUGAAGCUGUUUCAGCUACAGUACUUCCAGAACUUUCGGAGAAACCAGCUGAAGCGGUCACUCCUCAGAAGACAGGACCCCAGAGUGCUGAGUCCUCUGCUGAGAAAGCGACGCUAGCCACAGAACAUCAGCUGAAAACUCAGAAGAAUAAGAUGUUUCCUGGCAAAAGGAAGAAGCCAAGAAGUGAUGCCACAGACUCAGAUACUUCCGACUGUGCACCUAUUUGGUGUUUAAAAGAAAAGAAAGCCAGUGACAUCAUGGAAUUAGAUGUGUUUUUGUCUGCAUUCGAGAACAUUCUUCUAGAGUAUGAACAAAAAAUAGACUCUCGAGUUUGUAAGGCAGCCAUCAACAAAUUUCAUUCUGAUUUGAAAGAAGAACUCAUCAAAAUGCUUCAAGAUGUCCAGAUGUUGAAGACACUGAAAAGGAAGAAUGCUAAGAUGAUCUCCGAUAUCGAAAAGAAAAGGCAGCAUUUGAUUGAAGCCCAGGAUGAAUUGCUUUGGGUAGAACCAGAGCUGAAACAACUACAAAUAAAGUAUGAGGAACUUCAGGAGAGAAAAGCUUCCCUUAGGAAGGCAGCAUAUUUCCUGUCUAAUCUCAAACAGCUUCAUCAGGAUUACGCAGAUGUUCAAGAGGAAGAACCAAGUGCAAAGGAAACAUAUGAUUCAUCCAGCCUUCCAGCUUUGCUGUUCAAAGCAAGACCCCUUUUAGGAGCCGAAAAUCAUCUGCAAAAUAUCAACUGUCAAUUAGAGAAGCUCCUUGACCAGAAAUGAGACCAGUCUACUAAGAUGUGCACAUUUAAGAUUAGUCUCGUGAUACAGUUUUAGAAGGUAACAGGCAGUAUAUAUUUUUGCACAAAGAUGGGAAGAAAACCUGAACUUUAUUACUAUUAAUUUGAAUUGAAUAUUUUUCACUGUUAUAACAACAUUCUCAGAUAAGUUUAAAAGCAGGAAACUGUCUUACUGUUCAGACUGUUUGUAUGAUCUUGUCACCAGAAUUUAAUAUUGCUUUGUCAUUAAAAUUAAAUGGCUAAGUAUAAUAGUUUUAGAGGCCAUAAUUAACUUUUCUAGUUAACACCAAGUACAAAGUUUUAAAAUGUUUUAGAACGUUGACACCUCAUCAGCCCUUAAACAUACAGAAACUUUACCCUAAAAAUAAACAUCCAAAAUUAAGCUGA